UAUGACUGCUGUGUGGCAACCUGCCAUCCUCCUCAGUACCCAGUCAUCAUGAGUGUGAAGGUCUGUGUUGGCCUGGUGACUGGGUCCUGGCUGUGUGGGCUAGUGAAUCUGGUCACACACACGGUGCUGGCCAUCACACUCACUCUGUGUGGGCCCCACGAGUUCAGCCAUUUUCUCUGUGACACCCCAUUGCUCCUGAAGCUCUCCUGCUCAGACACCUCUGUCAACGAAUCCGUGCUCCACGUUGUCACUGCCAAUAUGGGCCUGAGCCCCUGCCUCUUCACUGCAGGCUCCUACACACUCAUCAUGGUGGCCAUCCUGGGGAUUCCCUCUGCCCAGGGCAGGAGAAAGGGCUUCUCCACCUGUGCAUCCCCCCUCACUGUCGUGGUGGUCUUCUAUGGAACAGCCAACUUCCACUAUGACAGGCCCAGAGAGCUGGACACAGACACCCUGGUCUCUGUGCUCUUCUGUGUGGUGAGCCCCCUGUUGAGCCCCAUCAUUCACAGCCUGAGAAGCAAGGAGGUCCAGAGUGCCCUGAGGAAGCUGGCUGGAGGGUGUGCAUUCCUUUGCAUGAUCAAAGUCUAG
Ictidomys tridecemlineatus (thirteen-lined ground squirrel) is the source of this 585-nucleotide messenger RNA. Lineage: Eukaryota; Metazoa; Chordata; Mammalia; Rodentia; Sciuridae. The record is from RefSeq and is a predicted model, not a curated record.